ACAGGAUGGCGUUGUAAUGCAAAAAAUUAUAAAUAAAUGUACCUAUCUUUAGAUCGAUUGAACAUUGAAUUAGUCACUUAACGGCGGUAGUUUGUAUACAUGUUAAGUGCCGCGGAAAAAUAACCUCUAAUGGAAAAAAUUAAAUCCGUACAAAAUAAUAUAUCAAAAUGUAUCAAAACUAUCUGUCCAUCACCGGAACAACUUAGCAUAAUAACGAAUAAUAUAAAAUGCGAAAAAUGUGGACUCGUAUUUAAAAAUGAACCGCGAUAUCGGUUACAUGAUCUUAAGGUACAUCAGCGUAAAAAUUUAGAUAAAGCAAUAAAAGAAAAUGUACAAUAUCAUUGUCCGGUAGAAUCUUGUAUUUAUGCUCCAAAAGCAGAAAGACAUUUUAGUACUAUGAAAUAUCUUAAACAGCAUUAUCUUAAAGUACAUGCAAAAAAAACACAUGCAUGUACUCGUUGUGACAAAAGCUUUUCUACUGAAGCAGCAAAGGAAGGACAUAUGAGAAUAUGUGGAAUUGAAUUCAUAUGUUCUUGUUUAAAAACUUAUACUUCUUAUGAAGCCUUGCUUACACAUGCAAAACGGUCGUUACAUAGUAUAGAUGAUAAAUAUAAAAAUUCUUUAAGACGCACAAAUUCUAAAGCAAUGAGAUUGAUUUUACCAACUAGUCAAACGGAAAUAAAUAAAUUAAUUACAAUACUACCGACAAAUCAAAAUGAAAAUAGAAUAUCAGAUAAUAAUGGUUCCAUACAGAAAUUAACAUUAGAUAUUGGUAUACAAACUGAUGAAUAUAAAAAGAAUAAAAGAAUAUCAAGUCCAUUAAAACAUAUUAACAAUAGUUAUUAUCAUAAUGGAAAACGUGGAAUAUCUAAACAAACGCAGACAAGUAUUUUCCAAAAAGUUAAACAAAAUGUAAUAUCCAUGGAAACACAAACUACACAAGCUUCACAAGCAUUUAAGAAUUCAUUGAAACUUCAGAAACAUGGAAGAAAUUCUGUAUCUCAAAAUUCUGAUUAUACACUGUUAAAAGAAGACCUUAAUCUUGGCAAUUUUACAGCUGCAAAUUUAUUUCCUGGUAGUCCAUUACCACUUCGUCAUGAUGAUGGAUUACAAGAUUUUUGGGAAGAAAAGAGUACAUCAGGUACUCAAACAAUACCUGAAAAAGACAUGUUUGAGGUUCUAAAUGAUAAUGUUACUCAAACAGAAUUUGAAACAUUUUACGAACAUAGUACAAAUCCAUUAAUGCAGUGUACUCCAAAGAGUACAGUUGCUUUAAUGACUUUACCUUAUGUUGAAGAAACGUCGAAUGUUGAAGGAUAUUCUUUUGUAUCUUCAGAUAGCAUAUCACGAUCAGAUCCCAUGCUUACAGACAAAACUUUUGAUGACAAAUUUAGCAGUAUAGAAACUCAAACAGAACAAGCUUAUUCAUUUUUUGAUUCAGAUCCUUUAACUAGAUCAUUUGCUUUAAGUUCUAUUGAAACACAAACUACAAAUAAUAUUGAUAACAUGGAACAGCUAUUAUACAGUAAUACAUGCACGCAAACUUGCGAUGAAAUACUACCGACUGAUCUAGGAUUAUCUAAUAUUCAAACACAAACACCUUGGACUCAACUCGAAGAUACUACUGUUUCUGCUGAAACACAAACAAAAUCUUUGAUAUGUGAAACAGGUUGUAAUAUUUCAAUAGGUGCAUGUCGUUCAUGGUUGAGUACUCAAACUAGUCAUACUGAAACACAAACUGAUUUACUUAGUAUUUUUGAAAGUCUUCAAUAAUAAAGUAUUUAAUUUUUGUGCAAAUGGUGAUAUAACAAUUGAUAUUUAAGUAAUUUGCAUUUGGUAUUGUAAAAUAAGACUAAUUUUUCGUAUUGUUAUUUAGUACUUUGGUAUUUUUUAUAUUUUAUUACAAACUAAUUAUAUGUAUUUAAGUUCCUGUAUAUGUGCAAUUUGUUAAUGAAAUAUUACGUGCAUUGAUUGAGAACUGCAUUUUUUUAAAAAGAAUAUUUUAAAUUUACUGUAUUAUACAGUAUCCACACUGCCAUAAUUUUAAAAUAUGUAUUGUUUAUACAUAUGUUUCCAGAAUAAAAUCAUACACAUUGCAGGCAAUGUAGUUACAUGUAACUUAUUAAAAUAUUAAUUUAAGAUCCUCAUAAUGGAAAAAAUAUUAUUAAUUU
Molecule: messenger RNA, 2171 nt
Organism: Apis florea (little honeybee)
Lineage: Eukaryota; Metazoa; Arthropoda; Insecta; Hymenoptera; Apidae
Gene: Asciz
Product: ASCIZ zinc finger protein
Biological process (GO): positive regulation of transcription by RNA polymerase II
Cellular component (GO): nucleus
Molecular function (GO): transcription cis-regulatory region binding; DNA-binding transcription factor activity, RNA polymerase II-specific
Source: RefSeq, a predicted model, not a curated record